GUCAUAUGACGUAGCGUCGACAGUUCCCAUGAAAGGGAACCUUCAAACUUCAAGCUUUUAAAACUACUUCAAACUUUCUGGCUAGGUUUUUUCAAGACAACUUAACUUUUUAUCUAGUUUCAUUUGUGAUUCUGAUCUGCCUCCUAUUGAAUAUUUAAGAUCCGAAAUCUUUAUGGAGACACACAAGAAUGCCACCUCUAAAAUGAGCCUCUAUAAGGAGAGAGAGGAGGGGGAUGUUGUUCACUACCAGAACCAGAGAGCAGAAUCUCCAGAGCCCAGCUGUGUGUCUAUGAAGAGUGACGGAUCUAUGCGUCAUCCCCCUGAUCUCAGUGAUGGAACAGCGAACAUUGACUCUGUUAUCAGACAAAAGAAAAGUUCAGUAUCCAGCUGUGUGUCUAUGAAGAGUGACGGAUCUAUGCGUCAUCCCCCCGAUCUCAGUGAUGAGACCUUUAACACCAGUAUCAGACCAAAGGAAAGUCAGACAGCAUCAUGUUCAGUAUCCAGCUGUGUGUCUAUGAAGAGUGACGGAUCUAUGCGUCAUCCCCCUGAUCUCAGUGAUGAAGCAGUGACCACUGACUCUGUAACUAAAAUCUUUAUGAAGACACAGAAGAACACCAACUCUGAAAUGAGUCACUAUGAAAAGAGAGGGGAGGGAGAUUUUGUUCACUACCAGAACCAGAGAGCAGAAUCUCCAGAGCCCAGCUGUGUGUCUAUGAAGAGUGACGGAUCUAUGCGCCAUCCCCCUGAUCUCAGUGAUGGAACAGCGACCACUGACUCUGUAGAUGAUCAGUCUAAAAACCUGCAGCAGAUUUCUCACCAGCCAGUUGACGAUGAACUACAGAGAGUCAAAGACCUACACAAAACCAGCAUGAAGAAUAAGUAUGAGAGCUUAUUUGAGCCAGUCAAACUACAAGAUAAUCAAACCCUCUUGAACAGGAUCUACACACAGCUAUACAUCAUAGAGGGAGAGAGUGAAUGGGUUAAUGAUGAACAUGAGGUUUUACACAUUGAGAAAACACAUAGAACACAACACUCGCAAGACACUCCAAUCUACUGUAAUGACAUCUUUAAACCCUCAACUGAACCAGGAUGUGAGAAGAAAGACAAAAUAAAGGUUGUUCUUACUAAAGGCAUUGCUGGAAUUGGAAAAACCGUCUCUGUGCAAAAGUUCAUUCUGGACUGGGCUGAGGGAAAAGCCAAUCAAGAUGUAGAUUUCAUGUUUGUACUUCCUUUUAGAGAGCUAAACUUGAUUCAAGAUGAUCUGUACAGUCUUCACAGACUUCUGCUGGACUUUCAUCCUAAACUUCAAGAUCUGGACUCAAGGAUUUAUGAGGAGUGCAAAGUUGUGUUCAUUUUUGAUGGUCUGGAUGAAAGCAGAAUUACACUAAUGUUUUCAGACCGUGAGAGAGUUACUGAUGUGACUGAUACUUCAUCAGUAGGUGUGUUAAUGUCAAACCUAAUUAAAGGAGAGCUGCUUCCCUCUGCUCUCAUCUGGAUCACCACCAGACCAGCAGCAGCCAAUCAGAUCCCCUCCAAGUACAUCAACCGUGUAACAGAAAUUCAGGGAUUUGAUGAGCCUCAGAAGGAGGAAUAUUUUACUAAAAGAAUCAGUGAUGAAGAUCAAGCUAGCAGAAUCAUCUCCUACGUUAGAAGUGCAAGAAGCCUCCACAUCAUGUGUCACAUACCCGUCUUCUGUUGUAUUUCAGCCACUGUGCUUGAAAAAAUCCUGAAAGAAGAUGCAGAAAUACCUCAAACUCUGACUGAAAUGUACAUCCACUUCCUGCUCAUUCAGAUGAACAUGAAGAAUCAGAAGUAUGAGGAGAGAGAUACAGAAACACUUCUGCAGUCCAACAGAGAAGUGAUUGUGAAGCUAGCUGAACUGGCUUUCAAACAGCUGAUGAAGGGCAAUGUCAUGUUCUAUGAGGAGGAUCUGAGAGAGUGUUGCAUAGACAUCACUGACGCAUUGUAUUCUGGGAUUUGCACUGAGAUCUUUAAAGAGGAAUCUGUGCUUCAGCACAGAAAAGUAUACUGCUUCAUACAUCUGAGCUUUCAGGAGUUUCUAGCUGCUUUCUAUGUGUUUUACUCCCAUCUGAUGAAGAACAUGGAACCAUUGCAGUUGUUUCUGUGUGAAGAAUAUGAACAUUUUGAAAAUAAACGAGACAAGUCUAAGAGGAACACUUUGUGUGAGCUACUAACUUCAGCUGCCGACAAAACUCUUAAGAGUAAAAAUGGAAACCUGGAUCUUUUUCUGCGGUUCCUGCUGGGCAUCUCAUUGGAGUCCAAUCAGAAACUCUUACAGGAUUUACUGACACACACAGAGAACAGCUCAGAAACCAUCAGAGAAACUGCACAUUACAUUAAAGACAGAAUCAAUUGUUAUAAUCUCUCAGCUGAUAGAUCCAUCAGUUUGUUCCUCUGUCUGCUGGAAGUGAAUGAUCAGACUCUGUGCAGAGAGAUUCAGGACUUCGUAAAAUCAGACAAACAUUCAGACAAAAAACUCUCUCCUGUUCACUGCUCAGCAAUAGCCUACAUGAUUCAGAUGUCAGAGGAGCUGCUGGAUGAGUUUGAGCCUAUAAAAUAUAACACAUCAUAUGAGGGGAGAUGGAGACUGAUACCAGCUGUGAUGAACUGCAGAAAAGCUCUACUUGCUGGGUGUUGUCUCUCUGAUCAGCACUGUGAAACUGUGUGUUCAGCUCUACAAUCAUCAAAGUCCCAUCUGAGAGAGCUGGACAUGAGUAACAAUGACCUGCUGGUUAAGGGAGUGAGGCUGCUCUGUGCUGGACUGAAGAAUUCACACUGUCAACUGAACAUACUGAGACUUGCUGGAUGUCGUCUAUCUGAUCGGCACUGUGAAAAUUUGUCAUCAGCUCUACAAUCAUCAAACUCCUGUCUGAGAGAGCUGGACCUGAGCAACAAUGUAUUACAGUAUUCAGGAGUGAAGCUACUCUGUGAUGGACUGGAAAGUUCACACUGUCAACUAAACAUACUGAGACUUGCUGGAUGUUGUCUCUCUGAUCAGCACUGUGAAAGUUUGUCUUCAACUCUACAAUCCUCAAAGUCCCAUCUAAAAGAAAUGGACCUGAGUAACAAUGGCCUACAAGAUUCAGGAGUGAAGUUACUCUCUGAUGGACUGAAGAAUUCACACUGUCAACUGAAUAUUCUGAGAUUGGCAGGUUGCAGACUGACUGGUAAGGGUUGUAAAAGUUUGUCUUCAGUUCUACAAUCAUCAAACUCCCAUCUGACAGAGCUGGACCUAAGCAACAAUGACCUGCAGGAUUCAGGAGUCAAGUUGCUAUCUGAUGGACUGAAGAGUUCACACUCUCAACUAAACGUACUGAGAUUGGUCAUCUGUAAUCUCAUGGGCCAGUGCUGUGAAAGUUUGUCUUCAGCUCUACAGUCAUCAAACUCCUGUCUGAGAGAGCUGGACCUGAGUAACAAUGACCUUAAGGAUUUUGGAGUGAAGCUGCUUUCUGAUGGACUGAAAAGUUCACAUUGUCAACUGAACAUAUUGAGAUUGUCUGGCUGUAUGGUGACAGAGGAAGGCUGUUGUUAUGUGUCUUCAGCUCUGAGUUCAAACCCCUCACACCUGAGAGAGCUGGAUCUGAGCUACAAUCACCCAGGAGAAUCAGGAAUCAAGCUGCUGUCUGAUACACUGAACCAUCAAAACUACGCACUGGACAAACUCAAUGUGGAUCAUAAAGGAGAUUUCAGGAUUACAGCAGGACUACACAAAUAUGCCUGUGAUCUCACACUGGAUCCAAACACAGCAAACAUUCAUCUAAUUCUGUCUGAUGAGAACAGAAAGGUAACAUAUGUGGAAGAAAAACAGUUAUACCCUGAUCAUCCAGAAAGAUUUGAUGGGUGGCCUCAGGUUCUGUGUAGAGAGAGUCUGUCUGGACGCUGUUACUGGGAGGCUGAAUGGAGCGGAUAUGCUGUUAUGGCAGUGACAUAUAAAGGAAUCAGCAGGAAAGGAUGGAAUGAAUUCUCUGAGUUUGGAUACAAUAGAAACAAUAGAAACUCUUGGAGUCUAAUCUGUUCUGAAACUUUCACUGCCUGUCACGAUAAUAAGGAAACUGUCAUUCAUGUCCCUUCAUGCUCCUCUAAGAGAAUUGGAGUGUAUGUGGACUGGUCGGCUGGCACUCUUUCCUUCUAUAGCGUCUCUGACACACGCGCACUCACACACUUGCACACAUUCACCUCUGCAUUCACUGAGUCUCUUUAUGCUGGAUUUGGAGUUUAUCGAUUGAACUCCUCAGUGUCUCUGUGCACACAAACCUGACUGAGAGAUCAGAUUCCUUCUCACUUUAUAUCUGUAACACAUGCAUAUAAACUUACGUAAAUGUGAAGGCCUGUUUAUCUUCACACAAAAGCUGAUUUAUUUUUCAAAUAAUACAUGUACAUGAUAUAUUAUGUAAUGUGUAGCGCCUGGGCGCUAUCACCAUUUGGGGUCAGGAUGCCUGGAUAAGAACAUAAAAUUCCCUUCUCACUAGUGAUCAAAAGAAUGGCUCAAACAGGCUCCGAGACAUUCCACAGGAAAGAUUAAGACAGACACAUAAUGCCCAUAAAAUGGACUUCUCUCCAUUAAUUCAUAGACAAACCUUUCUAUGAAUGAACACACAGUAGGUAAUCAAACAAAAUGCCUAUUACUGCCACAUGUACCGCCACAGUAAGGCCGCAGCAUUCAAUGCAACCCAGUUACAUUUGAUAUGUUUUGAGUGAUUUAUAAUUAAAUAAUUAAUCACCAUUUAUCUUUCUAAAUAUUCAAUUAUUUGAAUGACUUCUUAAACUUAUGUUAAAGUAUUUAUUUUCCUUUUCAUCUUCAAACACUAGAGAAUAAUGAUGAAUAUUGUCUGUACCUCUCACUGAGAGAAAAGUACAACUUAUAAGUAUGUUUUGAGAAAUUUUCCUGUUUAUAGUUAAAGCUCGGGCCAAACUUCAACCUUGAAGAAGCUGUGAAUCAUGUGUAUAUUUGUAUGUGCACCAAGUGUUCUGUGCAGGUUCUUUAUGGUUGCUGGUGGACAACUGGCACUCUGCUUGAGACCUGCAGACACCUUGUCAUGAUCUAGAAGGACAUCCUGUGCCUAAAUCCAGGGUCCGAGCGUCAGAAUCGUGAUGGAUGGAGAUACAUUUCUGUCUAUCAGUCCAUGCAUGGAAAAUUACAAAUUUUGUCUAUUUUCCUUAGCCAAUCAGAAUCAGUUAACCUGAAGUAAUGAUGUAGUUAGUAGACUCUGUUAGACUAUAAUGGUUGUGGAAAUGGGAAUGUAUGCAGAGCGGCCUACAAACUCCUUGUGAAACUUGAAGCUGGCUUCUGCUGAUGAAACUGCAAAGUAUUCUUCAGUAAAAUUUUCUUUCAUUUAUUUUAA
This is a messenger RNA of Ctenopharyngodon idella (grass carp), 5363 nucleotides long. Its product is annotated as NACHT, LRR and PYD domains-containing protein 12. Lineage: Eukaryota; Metazoa; Chordata; Actinopteri; Cypriniformes; Xenocyprididae. The record is from RefSeq and is a predicted model, not a curated record. Gene Ontology annotation, molecular function: protein binding.